AUGUUGUCAACGGAAAAAUAUGAAUUUGAUCCUAGUUAUCGUGGACAAACAGGAUCUAGUAUAGGUGUAUCUACUGUUGGUUUUCGUUCAAAUAAAUACAAUCCUAAUGAAUGGCACGAAAAUAAUUAUGCUAAAUAUUAUCAAUCAUUUACUGAUCGUGAUUUAUCAGAAAAACAACGUUGGCAAGCAACACGAACCGAAAAUGAAACACUUUCACUUUCACAACAAACACAAGCUUUAUCAACAAAAAAAUUACAACAACGAUUACAUGAUAUUAAUUUUUGGAAAUUUGAACUUAAUCGUAUGAUUGAAGAUGUACGUAAUGAAACUGAUUUGUUAAUAGCACAAAAGAAACGUUUAACGAAUUCAUUGGAUGCAACUGAAGCUCCACUUCAUAUUGCAACUGAAUGUUUGGCUAAUCGUGAUCGUCGUUAUGGAGAAGAUCGUGUUUGUGAUGCAGUUGAAGUUGGUUUAUUAAAAGAAGUUGAAAUUAUUAAUAAUGUACAAAAUCUUUUACGUCAAACAAUUAUGACUGCUGAACAACAAAUUAGAGCAAAUCGUAAUGCUAAACAAAAUCUUGAAAUGGAUUGGAGUAAUAAAUGGGAAGCAGCUGUUGCCGAUGCUAAAGCAACAAAUCGUCGUAAUGAAGAUGUCGAUAUAAUGUUUUAUCCAGGUGUUGCUCGACAUUAUGACAAUCAAUCAACACCUGAAUCUUGGGCACAAAAUUCUCAUGAUAAUAUUGUUAAUGGUCAAAAUCAACUUAUGGCAUCAAUACAAUUACGUGCAUUGAUUGAUAGUAUACUUAGUGACAUUUCACGUGAUAUGCGAGAACAAGCUGAUGUUGUGGAAACAGAAUUUGCACGACGUAUUUCUGAAAUGUCUGAUGCAAUGCAAAAAAUGAUUCAGAAUAGUCGUGAAACAUUAAAAGCUAUUGCUGAUAAUGAGAAGAAAAUUGAUAUGCUUCGUGCUUCAAUACGUGCUAAAGAAGCACCACUUAAGGUAGCUCAAACUCGUUUGAAUGAUCGUCGUGCUCGACCUGGUAUUGAAUCAUGUCAUGAUCCAGUUCAAGAUCAUUUGAUCGGUGAAGUUUAUCAACUAUCACAAUCAGUUGAUAAUCUUACUGGAGAAUUGCGUGAAGCUGAAUCAAAUUGGAAAAAACUCCGUGAUGAUCAUCAAAUGCUUGUGAAAGAAAUUGAAAUGAAAAAAAAUAGUCUUUAUAUUGAUCAACAGAAGAGUAUGGCAAUUCGAAUGCGUUAUCCAAGUGUUCAACGACUACUUGGUUAUAAUGCGUAA
This is a messenger RNA of Rotaria sp. Silwood2, 1293 nucleotides long. The record is from the annotation of a GenBank genome assembly. NCBI's taxonomy places the organism in Eukaryota, Metazoa, Rotifera, Eurotatoria, Philodinida, Philodinidae.